AUGGUGAAUGUAGCUACUCCAAAUUAUAGUGCUAUGUACGAGGCUAGUUUGAGAGCUGAAGUUGAGAUAGUAAGGAUUAAGGAGGUGGAGAAGGCUAAACGCCCAAGACCUAUUGAUGUCAUGGGAAACCCAGAUAAUCCAAGACAAAAAGGGGUGUUUAGACUUGUCAAGAGGGCUAAAGUGAAUACCAAAGGCACAUUUGGAUCGGGCAAGGCAGUAGGCAGGGUUGCUAGAAAUAACACUCCUAUAGCUCUGGAAUGUGCCUACUAUCACAGACGUCAUCCAGGAGAGUGUCGUUGGAAAACAGGAGCCUGCUUCAAUUGCAGACAAGUGGGCCAUCGUGCUAAAGAUUGUCCAAAACCCCCAACGGAUGUGACCAAAGGACCUAAAGCCAGUGAUGCUAAGCCAAAAGCUAAUGCAAGAGUGCAUGCGAUGACUGACAUGGAGAUCGAGGGGAUUGAUGAUGUAGUCACAGGUGCGCUUUCUAUAAACUCUGUACCCGCUUAUGUCCUCUUUGAUUGUGGUGCAUCUCAUUCAUUUGUUUCAAAAAGAUUCAUGAAGUUGCUUCAUAUGGUACUGGAAUGGUUGGACGACCCCUAUCGUGUCUCUACACCUGGGAAUAAAAUUUUAGUUUCUCACAUAAGAUAUAAGGGGUGUCAGAUUGAUGUGGGAGGUAAAGAGUUUGACGCUGACCUAGUACAAAUUGGCAUGAAUGACUUUGAUGUAAUUCUUGAUAUGGAUUGGUUAGCAAAGAAUUUCGCGCAAGUAGAUUGUAGACAUAAGAGGGUGAAAUUUGCAAUACCGAGAGAAGAACUUGUCUAUCAAGGGAAUGUUAGGAAGGAUAAAAAUAAGCCCAGUAAAUACUUAUUAACAUCCGUACAAGCAAUUAGAGCCUUAAGAAAAGGGGCAAAGGGAUACUUGGCAUAUGUGAUGGAUAGCACUAGUGAAGUGCUAUCUUUGGAUAAAAUCCCCAUAGUGAGGGAAUUCCCUGACGUGUUCCCUGAAGAUUUACCUGGGAUCCCCCCUGAUUGA
This is a messenger RNA of Coffea eugenioides, 1032 nucleotides long. RefSeq lists its product as uncharacterized. Gene Ontology annotation, molecular function: zinc ion binding; nucleic acid binding. The transcript has a single exon. The coding region runs from base 1 to 1032 and encodes 343 amino acids. NCBI's taxonomy places the organism in Eukaryota, Viridiplantae, Streptophyta, Magnoliopsida, Gentianales, Rubiaceae. The record is from RefSeq and is a predicted model, not a curated record.